AUGAACCGCCGUAGACGACGCGCCCGACAGCAGCUCCCAAGCACUGCCGACCUCCGCCAUGCACAGCCUCCCCCGCCCCGCCACGCCCCGCCCGGUGAGUGUAGAGCCGGUCGCCGAACGGUGGCUCGAGGGGACGUCUGCCCUGCUCCCUCGCCCCCGAGCGCAGCAGAUGGAUGCUCGAGUAGGCUUAACGACGACCACGACGACGACUUCGAAGCUGCAGGCCGCCAUUCACACCGAAGACUUACAAGGGUGGCGGCCAGCCCGCUGUGCCCGCCGUGCGAGGGCGGCAGCUGUGACGUGGACCCCGCCGACUGCCGCCAUGGAGUCGUGCGCGACCACUGCGGCCGCCAGGUGUGCGCCAAGGGUCCCGGCCAACGGUGCGGUGGCAAGGGCGACCUGCUGGGACGGUGCGGCGAAGGCAUGCACUGCAAAUGCAACCGCUGCGCUGGCUGCUCCCUGGCCACGCUCGAGUGUGACCUCUCCGAGUUCCUCUGCCUGUCGUGAGCGGCUGGCGCCCGCCCUCCGCCCGCACCGCCCCCGCCACCGACUCCGACCCCGCGCGUCGCACCCCGGCGCCUGCGGCCUCGCGCUUGCCACCUGUAGCGCCAUAGCGAAAUAAAAGACAGC
This is a messenger RNA of Gryllus bimaculatus (two-spotted cricket), 630 nucleotides long. NCBI's taxonomy places the organism in Eukaryota, Metazoa, Arthropoda, Insecta, Orthoptera, Gryllidae. The record is from the annotation of a GenBank genome assembly.